ACGCGAGGUUUUUACCGAAGUGUUUUCUUCCUUCGCCGCCGCCGUGAAACGUUGCGAAAAAGUCAAAUCUCCGCUCGAUUUUCUAGAUGUCCACUGUUCAUUCGUGUCCGGAUCGGUGUAAUUAUAAGUGCAGAACGUGCCGGAAGUUGGAAGCAUUUGAAUAAGUUUGAGUGUUUGGCGUGAAACCCGGUGGAUAAGGUGAAUUAGGAACCGGAACAUUUUCCCCUGAUAAGUGCUGCUGCCUGCAAGCCAAAAUGGGCGCGUAUCUCUCGGAACCACUUACGACAAAGGAUUCCAGCGAGGAGGCCAAUGACUUACUGGCUUGUGGUUCCAGCUCGAUGCAGGGCUGGCGAAUCAGUCAAGAGGACGCCCAUAACUGCAUCUUGAACUACGAUGAUAAAACGUCAUUUUUCGCCGUUUACGACGGGCAUGGAGGGGCGGAGGUAGCUCAAUACUGCAGUCUGCAUCUACCGAAAUUCCUGAAGCAGUUGCAAUCAUACAAGUCUAAGGAUUUCGAACAGGCCCUGAAGGACGCCUUUCUUGGAUUCGAUGCCACUUUGUUGGAUGAGAAGGUCAUCGAAGAGUUGAAAAAGCUCUCCGACAAAACCAACGGCGAGGAAGCAAUAGAGGAAGACGACGAAGAGGAAGAAGAUGAUAACGUAGAUGAUCUGUGCAAGGAGGCAUGCAUGCCAUUGAACGAGGUCUUGCAGAUGUACAAGAAGGAUAAAAAGAAUCCUGCUCUCGCCAAGGUCAAAGAAGGAAACUGUUCAAAGCCCUUAUCUCCGUAUUUGAAGGGAAAACGGAAGGGUCUUACGGAUGGAGAUGAGCCAGGUCCUAGCUCGAGCAGCACAGCGUCAUCAGCCGAAGCAGAUGCUUCCAAAAGCAAGAAGCCAGCUGGAGCUGAUGCCGCUGAUUCAACUGUGAGUAGUUCCAGCAAUAAAUCGGAAGAGGCUUCUCAAAAGCCAGAAUCUUCAACGGCUGAUAAGAAAGCCGAACAAAGUGACGAAAUCAGUGACACUGACGGAGUCAUUGCCAAGAAAGCAAAUAAAGAGGAAUGCGCUCCGGAUAGUUCUUCCGCUGCACCAACUGUUAAUGGCGAAGUAGGAGAAUUAGCCAGUAAAUCAGCAGUUUCAUCCUCUGUUUCGGCGCAAGAAAACGGAGAAGUAUCUAGCAAUACGGCAGCUGGUGGAAGCAGCAAGAGCAUGCCGCAACUGGCCGGAUCGUCAUCGAGCAGCAAGAGCGGCACAAACGUUGAUAGCUCUUCAGCUGGCUCAUCUUCCUCUGCUCCUGCAGCAGCAGCUGGAUCAAAGAAACGAAAGGCCAAGAACGGAGCGGCCAAUGUUGUCAACGAUGAUUCCGAUGACGACGAUUCGGAAACGGAUGAAGAGUUUCCUCCGGUUCAGGAUUCUAAUGAAAACUCCAGCACAGAGGAUGGGGAAGAAGAUCCUUAUGGCGAGGAAGAAAGCGAAGAAGAAGAAGAUGAUGAGGAGGGCGAAGGCGAGUACGACGAAGAAGAGGAGGAUUACAUGAAUGAAGAGGAUGAAGCGUUUAUGAACAACAUCACAGAUGAGCCUGGUAAAGACAGCGGCUGCACGGCAGUCGUUGCCUUGCUUCACGAUAAGGAGCUUUUCGUAGCCAAUGCCGGUGAUUCACGCUGUGUCGUUUGCCGCAAUGGAAAGGCAUUGGAGAUGAGCAUCGAUCACAAACCGGAGGAUCAAGUCGAGUUUGAGAGGAUACAAAAGGCUGGUGGUCGUGUAACACUGGAUGGCCGUGUUAAUGGCGGACUCAAUUUGUCCCGGGCUAUCGGUGACCAUGGCUACAAAAUGAACAAAAAGGUACGACCGGAAGAACAAAUGAUUUCCGCUCUUCCUGAUAUCAAAAAGAUUACAAUCGAACCAGAAGAUGAGUUUAUGGUGUUGGCAUGCGACGGAAUCUGGAAUUUCAUGACCAGCGAUGACGUGGUGGAAUUUGUGCAGGAACGCAUUGCAGAUCCCACCAAAAAACUGACAGACAUCUGCGAAGAGAUGUUUGAUUAUUGCCUGGCACCACACACCAAAGGAGAUGGUACCGGUUGCGACAACAUGACCGCAAUCAUCGUUCAGUUCAAGCCAAACUUCACCGGCGCAGCAUCGAGGAAGCGAGCUUGCACACCAGAACCAGAAACCGACUGCAAGAAGGUCAAGACCGAUGCGGCGACAGCAGGCAGCAACGGAAGCAACUGCGAAACGACAAGCAACAAUGAAGAGAAAGAGGCCGCUGCUGCCGUGGCAUCGAUUGAAUCCAGUUCGGCCGCUAUGGACACCGAUGACAACAUCGCGUCCUCAUCAACGUGAAUCCGUUGAUAAUUUCUCAAGCCCUAACAAAACCCUUAUAUGCACACCUAUCUACCAUACUCUCGAGAUCGCAGUAAGUACAUUCAACUACUUUUGAAAGGUACUCUGAAGGCAGCCUCCGUUAGCUACCAACUGGUAAAUGCUACAAAACCAAGAAAUCCAACUCAACCGUUGAUGAUAAACCAAUUCAUGUAUAGGAAUCACACCAUUUCCUGUCCUACUCGCACUCUCGCUCAUUAGGAGCCAGUUUUUAAUAAUUGACCUACUUUAAACAACACCCAUAAUCUGUAAGGCAAAAGAUGAAUCUAAGAUGAGUAAUAGUGGUAGCCAAACAGAUUCACAUUUAAUGACACUAUUACGUAUGUUCAGUAUUUAAAAGUAGUCGUUGCUAACAUGUCCAACCUAGAAAUGCCAUCGUGAAGCGGUCUAUGAAGCAUUCUAGCAAUUUGUCCGACAUAGUUCUCAAAUUCCCACGUAGUACCUCAAAACUGUUGAUUUUAUUGAAAUUGUUCCGCAUUAUUGAACAGCGGUACAAAUUGGGUUUAUCAAAUAUUGUAGAUCGUACAGACUAUUCUUAACGGAAAAAAUACGUUACUAUCGUGCUGAAUAAAAUUUUAUGCAACUCGCCCAACGUAAUCCGGAUAUUGAUCCGUUCUUGGUACAGCGCCUGGCCAAGAGAUAUGUGUCUGAAUUGAAACUUACCUGCAAAAUUGAGCCAUGAACAAAGCUUUCCAUCUAGUGUAAAUAUAACUCUCAAAGCUUACCAAGCACAUACGAUUGAUGAUGAUAACCUAUUUUGUAUGGCAUGCAAACAAGCAACAGUCAGUGGCUCAAACUCGGUCACAAUUGACGGAAAUAAUGUCUAAAACAAUAUAGCAUCCUUUUGGCCCUUCAUACAUACUACCUUCAACAUUGAACAUGCCACACACACACACAGUUUGUAGUUUGUAGUUACAAAAGAAAGGGCAAUAAAGUGUCUUUCGUUUGAA
Aedes aegypti (yellow fever mosquito) is the source of this 3322-nucleotide messenger RNA. Its product is annotated as probable protein phosphatase CG10417. The transcript is spliced from 6 exons. The record is from RefSeq and is a predicted model, not a curated record. Gene Ontology annotation, biological process: protein dephosphorylation. The coding region runs from base 255 to 2333 and encodes 692 amino acids. Gene Ontology annotation, molecular function: cation binding; protein serine/threonine phosphatase activity. NCBI's taxonomy places the organism in Eukaryota, Metazoa, Arthropoda, Insecta, Diptera, Culicidae.